UUGGCAGCACUGCCAUCGGAACGCGCACUUUGUUUUGCUGCCAUUUGACAGGAAGGCAAAGGCGAAGAAGAAAAAGAAAAUCCUCCACACACAGAGAGAGGGAAGUCCUACAACACAAUCAAGAUGCAAGUGCAUUUCGUUCGUUUGCACAGCUCCCAGGCUGAGCCAACAAUGUGUGUAAUCAAUUAACAGUCCAGUCCGUUCGCGAAAGAAACCCAUAAUACGGUCACCAUCCGAAAAGUGACGGAAUUUGCAGUGCAUUUCUUGGAAUGUCGUGUGUGUUUUGUUGAACAGGUUCACGUAAAAUGAUGUGAUUCAUCAUCGAUACGGUGCUGCUCUAGCAGCCAACUAUCGAUACGCGCAGUGUGUUGUUGGUUGAAGACGGGUGCAUUUUCCAGGGCAGAUUAAAAAGUUCCGAUUCCUCGUCGCUCACGCCCAGCAGAUAGAGAGAAAAAAAGGAAGUCAUAGCAAUAGCAGGCGGGUAGAACAUACCGUUGCGCUGGCAAAGUGGCUAGAUGGUGAUGGUUAAUGGUGCCAUGCUCUGUGGGAGUAGUUGUGUGUGGUGGUGUCCGUGUGUGGGUUGAUCCUGCGAAGCGCGAGCAUACUUGUUGUGUCGUCACAGUGGUCAACAACCACCGUGUGGACGAAAGGUCCUUUUUCGUGAGCAAAUACUUCUAUUAUUGAAACGUAGGUGGCGACGACGUACACUUUGUCGAUGAGUGACAGCUUGGAAGAUAGUCCACUGUCGGACAAUAGGAUGGACAUAUCGGAGAACACGACCUCGCACGGAUCAUCGCCUCCGCUGCACGUGGAAGGCUCGCCGGAUUAUUCGCCCGAGCACGAACCCGAUGGCAUAACGAGGAAGCAACCGCUGCUGCUGCCACCGGCUCUGUGCCAAACGGACACCGAGCUGGGCAAUGGCGUAGAACCUCACACCGAUUCUCGCAGCGCAACGACUGGCGGCGCCACGACGGAAUCGAUGGAGAUUCAUAAGCUGUCUGCUAACAAAUCGCCUUCCAUCGUAUCAUCAUCGGCCCGGGUAACAUCAUCGACCGGCCUGACGCCCGUCAGCAGCCAUCCGCUGAUGAUGUCACCGACCGGCAGUGAAUCAGACGUGUCGGAGUUGAUAGUCGACGCACGGCAGCCAGCGGGGUGCCGCCGGGAGCCUACCGUGCGUAACUAUUACCACUAUCCGGACGUAGUGCCGGCGAGCGAGCAGCCACUACGGCUAGCCAGCCCGUACGCCAACCGUCGCAGUGGGGAGAAGAAAGACACCGGAUCGAUGCUAGCAGCCGAUGAGAAGCGUUCUCACGUAGCCAUGGUGACGACGCCGGCAAGGCGCGCUAAAGGCUCACCAGCGAAACGAUUGCCGGCCCGGGUGGACGGUUCGAAGACAGUGGCGGCCACCUCAACGCUCGACGUUAUAAACAAUGCCAUCCAUAGGGGUGCAGAAAGUGACACGAACGACGGUGUUUCACCGGUGCGCCAGCGAGCCACCGAGGAGGGUGGGUCGGAUUUUUUUAGCACCGAAUCGGAAGGAGAAGACCCAUACGAUGAGGAAGAUGUCUCGCUGUUUCAAGCUUCCGUUACGCCAACGUUUCAAUCGGUGGCACUGCACGCGUCCCCACCCCCGUCCGACGGUCCGUCCCCGACCGGUGGCCAGCCACGAAAGCCGAAGCAACACUCGAAAUCGAUCUCACCCCGUUUGCACCAGCGCCGCAAAGUACCACUGCCGAGCGAUCUGCUCGUUGAUGACGUUAGCUCGAUGGAAGAUACGCUUUCGAACCAGAGCGUGGACGAGCUGCAGCAGAACCUGGUGUCGCUCAGUCCCUCUUCCUCCAUAUUGGACGAUAACGGGUUUAAUGUGGACAUUGAUGAAGAUUUUCUCGAUCUGCCCGGUACGCCGAAGGCAACCGGGUUGUCGGUCGACGGUUCCGGGCAUGAUGUGGUGGCGGUGGGACAUUCCACAACCUUACCCCAGUAUUCGGCCCGGGAGGAAGCCCGUGAUAUACGGAACUGGCAGAAGAUUACGCUUCCGGAUGGAAAAACGCGCGAAAUCGAUAUGAAGGUGAUUGAACCGUACAAGUGUGUGCUGUCGCACGGAGGCUAUCUGCAGGCGGGUGGACACAAUGCGAUCGUCGUGUUUAGUGCGUGCCAUCUGCCGGAUCGUUCGCGAGCGGAUUACCAUUACGUGAUGAACAAUUUGUUUUUGUACGUAGUUAAAACGUUGGAGCAGCUGGUGACGGAGGACUACGUGCUGGUAUAUCUGCAUGGUGGUUCGAGCCGCGGGAAUGUACCUCCCUUUCCGUGGUUAAAAAAAUGUUACCAGCUGCUUGAUCGACGGCUGAGAAAAAGCCUUCGCAAUCUUUACAUGGUACAUCCGACCUUUUGGCUAAAGAGCGUCGUUUGGAUGGCACGACCAUUCAUUAGUUCAAAGUUUUGGCGAAAGCUCGUGUACGUUACUUCGCUCGAAGAGCUGUACAAGCUCGUACCGGUGGAAAAGGCGGCCGUCCCGGACAAGGUGAAAAACUACAAUGCUCGGUAAAGUAAUACGUUUGCAUUACGUGAAGGUGUCGUUAUGUUUUGGGUUUUUCAGUUCAAGAAAAAGAAAGGACUGGUUCUCUUUAGUUUAGUGUACGUUUGUUUGUCCUAUUUGUUUCGAGAGCAGAAAGGAAAAGGAAGCAGAUCUCUUCUGUAUGUUUUGUCUGUUUUGUGUUUACAAAAAUAAUAUCUUUUGGUUAUGGGGAUUGGAAAGCAGUAAUCGAAUACGCAAAACAUGUCUGGUGCCGUCUUCUGUGAGACUAUGCACAUAAUCGAUAAAACAAGCAAUGCUAUCUAUAAGCUGUAGUUGAAAUGAUGAUAAUGCAGGGCAAGAUGUAGCAAAUCAGAUCAGAGAAGCCCUGCGUAGAACGUAGAUCUUGCACACUACCGGUAGAUAUGGAAAGCACUUCAGCCAUCAGUCCGUCAGGCCACUACUACUAGCGCCAAGGACGACACUAUCAAUCAAACGAAUGUGUAGAAUAGAAUUCGAACUAAACGCGGGCCUGGCGGUGCCCUUAACCUUGUCCUUUGGGUAGUUGAAAGGCGCGCUGUUUACGCGUGUCUUUCAAAGGAUCCAGGUUCCAGGAACCGAACGGGAUGCUAAGAGAAGCGAUGAGUAUUAUUAUCGAGAUUAGUAGUAUUGUGAACGCAUAUCGAACUGCCUAAAGAAUGGGAUACAUUCUUCUGAUCUCUCGGUUAGUGUGUAGUGUACAAACCGGCUUUUUGGAUGUUAGCGUGUGCAAGUCCUAAGCAGAAAGAAAACGAGAUGGAACGAUAAAUUUCUAUUUGGUUUAGAGACCGAUACUGUAGGCGCAACUGCUUCUCGUCGUUUAAUUUUCUGGUUUAAAUAUCUCUUUACAAGAAUCUUUGUUCAUACUUACGAAACUCGCAUAUACAAGGAAUACAAAAUAACAAAAAGACACGCAUUACCAAAAAUUUAAAGUUCCCUUACGGGAUGGAACUGCCUGCCUGAACGUUAGUGUUAGUGUGAGAAACGGCAUCACGUUACCCAAAUAAGGAACGGUGCGUUUAAGAAGAAGGAAAGGAAAUAUAAUGAUAAUAACUAUUUUUUUCUAAAAACACAACAUAAAGCAAUGCAAAAACAAUAACAUAAGCCCGGAAAGGGGCAGCCGCAAGCUCCGGCAAAUAUUGGUUGAUCGUCAACGGAUCGUCGUUGUCAGUCGCUGUUUGUAAAGGCAGCGGCAGUUACACUGUGUACCUAGUUUAAUGCGAGAACGAUUUCCACAAAUCCAUGCCCGGUAAUGAUUUCAUAUUGGUAACUUACAUGUAUAUCUCAUAACAAAGCAUUAUCACUAAAUUGAUGCGAAUAAUCCGUAUCGCGUGGAGAGAGAGAGAGAGAGAGGGAGAGCGUACAGUAUUGUUUUGUGGAAAGGGACGUAUCGCAAUGUGUGAAAUAUUUUUCCAACACGGGAAAAAAAGUAUUUAAAAAAGCGUAGCUUGUUCUACGCUGUGAGGCGGGAAAUGGGUGAAAACUAUGUGUUGUUAUUGAAUUGUUGAAAAUGACCAAUAUUUAGACAGGUACGGUAGGAAAGUAAAGCUGAUUAACGUUCUUAUUUGGACCUAACUCGUUGCAGCUGUUUCAAAACAGCGGCUCAGAUUUCGGCAAAAUAAUCCAUCGACAAACGAAAAAACGGUCCAGUACAAAAUCAUACCCUUGACUGCUACUGAAAACUAUUAGGCAAAAAUAAUGCUCCAUGCAGACAACUAAAGGAGAGAGUAUUCUUGUUCUUCGUUUGUAUGAGCACGCAACAAUGCUUUGUGAAGAUAGUCCAAUCGGUUUAGGGAUAAUCACGUCGAGAGUGUAGUGUAUAGUGUGAUGAAACGAGCAGCAUUUACAUAUACUAAAUGUUCGUACAGUGUGAGUAGUAUUGAAAAAAAAAAACGGGUGGAAAACAGAACGGUGCGUUGUAAGGCAAACCAGCUGUUAGGAGGUAACUUUCUGCUGAGUUAAUGCUCCCCAUUCGGUUAUGAUCUGCAUCUAGUAAGGAUUUCGUUCGUGGUAAAAAAAAUGUGUCCCGAAUUGUCCCCAUCAACCAUUUCGUCUGUGCAAUACGCGAUCGCUCCGGUGCAAUCCGAUGGUGCUAUCUGUGUGUCGAUCUCAGUUUUUCUUCACCUUUACGUCUUACUGUAAGUUACGCCUAGAUUGGUGCUGUUCCAGUACACAUAGAUUUGAUUCGUUUGCUUUAGGUGAAUUUUAACAUAAAGCCACCGAUCAAAGCUUACCUCCUAAUAAUGCGUGCUACGAUCUCAACGGGAGCAAGACUAUGUAUCGUGAAACCGUGAAAAUAAACCUCCUUAAUUGUAGUGUUCACGCAGA
Messenger RNA from Anopheles stephensi (Asian malaria mosquito), 4879 nucleotides. RefSeq lists its product as uncharacterized. The coding region runs from base 716 to 2545 and encodes 609 amino acids. Lineage: Eukaryota; Metazoa; Arthropoda; Insecta; Diptera; Culicidae. Gene Ontology annotation, cellular component: cytoplasm. The transcript has 4 exons. The record is from RefSeq and is a predicted model, not a curated record.